Molecule: messenger RNA, 1437 nt
Organism: Cladocopium goreaui
Lineage: Eukaryota; Dinophyceae; Suessiales; Symbiodiniaceae
Source: the annotation of a GenBank genome assembly
AUGCUGCUAGUGUCCCUCCAGGUGGACCUUUGCCUUCCCUACAACUGGAUGUUUCCGCAGACGGCCAUGAUUGGCCUGUUGGUUUGUGGAGGGUGCGUGCUGAUCAGCUUGAAGUUCUGCAUCAUGUGUCAUUGCUUGGCCAGCCAAAGGUUGGCUCAGGCGAUGGUGUUGGUCCUUUUGUUGGCCUCCGACUGGAUCAGCUCGCUUCAUUUGAUGGACUUGGUGUCAGAUGAUGCCAAGGACUCGCUGCUUCUUUAUUUGCUACUUGUUGCAGGUCUGGUGCAGCUCCGGAGUGCAUUAUACAGGCUUGGCCUUCGCUCUCGCUGGGCGCGCGCCUGGAUGGUGCGGCGUACUAGGCUGAUGGGUGGCGAGCUGUCAAGUUCCAUGAACCUGGAGUCUUCAGACAGCGACAAUGAGCAAGGGCCUGGCAGCUUGCCAGAGAGCUUUCAUGAGGCCUUGGUUGCUCUCCUGGGCUUCAACGUGAGACAGCAGAACUCCAGCCGCCAGUUUCUGUGUGGGGUUCGUUUAGCGGUGCCACAGCAUCAGCAGAUGCAGCCGCAGCCCCCUACCGAAGCGCAUGCUGCAGAGGUUGAGGCGCAGUCAGCUGACACACCGGGCCCGGUCCCACCGGAGGGCGCAGCGCCCGCAGCGCCGGCUGCAGGGGCUGCUGCAGCACCCCUGCCGUUAGAGAUUUCGUCUGAACAUGAGAAGUGCGUGGUGUGCAUGGAGGAGUUCCAGCCUGGCGAUCGCGUGAGGCCUCUACCCAAGUGUGCCCACAUCUUCCACGCCAGCUGUUUGGAACAGUGGAUCCUGACCCAGAACAGCCGGGAGGCCACGAAGUGCCCCAUGUGCCGCCGCCCAGCACUGGCACGGCGCCAGGACAAGGGCUGCACGAAAAUCUCUGAGCUGCAAGUAGAGACUACCACUGGGUCUGCCAGAGGAAGUCGUGACAGCGCCAACCACGGCCGCCGCUCGCGCGAGCGGCUGCAGGAGAACGGUCCUGGCCGCCAGCCGCGAACGCGGCGGCCGCCGGGUAGGCGCCCCAAUCGUUCCCAACAGGUGACGGCACUGCGCAUGACUUUGGGCGUGUCCGAGCUUUUGGCACAAGUGGCCUUUGACCUCACAGGAACAGGUAGUGCAGCUGCGAACCUGAUUCUGGAACAUCGCUCGAUCUUGGAGAGUGACUACGGAAGAGGUCGGAUGCGAUUGACGCCUUCCAUAGGUCCACUUGAAGAUGCGGUGCCCGACAUUGUGGCGGCAAGCCCUUCCCUGGCGGGGGUGGAAGAGCAGCUCCGGCGUCAGCUGCGGCAGCUCUGCUCGGAACACGCACACCUGGCUACGCCUUGGACGCAGCUCACGGCCAUGCGACAGGAGGAGGUCUUGCGUGAGAUGCUCCAGGACGUUUUGAGGCGUUUGGAAGCCCGUGAUGGCAGCUAG